AUGUCUCAUGACAAUAGAUACUAGAGCCAAUCAAUUAAUAAAAAUAUAAGCAGAAACGCAUCAUAGUGCUAAGAUAAAUUUGAAAUCAAAUACCUUAAUCCGACACAAAUGGAUCAGAGAUAAGGCUAAUAAGUUUAGAAGCAAUCUACUGCCCGACUUAGCAGCAGUAACUUUUACCCUAGACAUUCAAGGGCCAAAUCAGGGAGUGGGGUUUACAAGGAUGUAUCUGAUAACAAUAAAUAUGUCAACAACCACAAAGGAAAUAGUAAUGGGCUCAGCAAUGACAUAUUUGAAAAACAGUCAAAAAACUAAUGGAAUCCUAAGGUAAAGGUCGUUAAGAUAACUUUGAUAUAAUCUAGAGCAACUUCGCCAGAUGCAUCAACUUCUAACAAUAAGAGUCUUAGAUUUGGGUCUGGGCGAGUGAGUCCAGUUGAUAACAAAUAAUUUGAUAAAAAUUUUGGGGCAUAGUUUGAUAAAGAUGAGCUUUUUAAAAAAUUAAACUUCCUUUCUUAAUAAAUUAAUGGCUAUGAAGAAGAGAUUGAAGAGGAAAUUAUUAUGCAGCCAGCAUAGUAGCUAAUACCCAUUAAUGAGAAUAAUAUGGCUAUAUUCUUUAAUAUAGCUAGUUUAUUUAGAAGUUCAGAUUUUACUUUGACUCCUGAGUAAUUUGCGGAUAAUGCUAAAAACUUUUAGAAAUGGUCAGCAAAAGAUGAUAACUUAUUGGUGAAAGCUUUCAAAAAAUAUGAGAACAAUUGGAGUAGAAUUUAAGAGGAACUAAAAAUUCCGAAAAAGACAAUAGAUGAUUGUAGAAACAGAUAUGAUAAACUAUAAAAUGGGAAUGUAAAAGGAACUUGGAUGCCCGAUGAAGAUGAACUUAUACUAAGGAAUGUUAAAAAAUUUGGGAGAAAUUGGGCUUUGAUUGCAAAAAAGUUAGUCGGUAGAAAUGGAAAGCAAAUAAGAGAAAGAUAUGUUAACUAUCUCGAGAAAAAAGAAAAUCUAUUUAAAGACUAAUUUACUGAGGAAGAAGAGGAUUUGAUAAUGAAAUACUUCGACUUGUAUCCUCAUGACUGGAACAAGAUAUCUCAGUUUAUAACAACAAAAAGUUCUUCCUAAAUAAAGAAGCAUUAUGUCUAAAAAUUGAGAGAUAAGAGAAAUGAGGGCAACUCAACUCGAAGUGUGAGUAUUUCCCACAUCAGACUAGAUUUUGACCAAGUUUCUGAGAUAAAAAAUAAUGUGGAAACAUUAGUAGAUCCAUUAGGGAAUUUCUUUAGAUAGAGACUGACUCUAAUGAAGCAAACAAAGAAAAUUUAAAUUGACGAUGCAUUAGAGGAUGAGGAUUACUAAUCUCCUAAUUGGCUCGUAAAGAAAACAUCCCAAGAGGACUAUGAUAAUAUGAUAAACUAACUUGAGAGUCAAGGAAUAUUAAGAGGGGAUAGCAAUAACAAUAAAAAGAGAACGACUACCAUAUAUUAAGAUAGAUAUUAUUCACCUGGAAACGCUCAAUCAAAUGACUUGAAUAGCUCUCUAGAUGAAUAAUCAGUAAAUUAAGAUGAGUUACUCAAUGGAACAAUUGAUUUUUAAGAAGAUUAGCUACCUUACCUAACAUUAGGUACAGUGAAGCAAUCCUCCAGUAAAACAGAUUAUAAUUAAUCCAAUAUACAGCUGUCCUUAAAAUCUAAUAUCAAACAUCAAAUUUCAAACAAGUAAACCACCAAGAAACUAGAUUCUAUAAAAACAGCAACCACCAAUUUCAACAACUUUAAUUUAUUAAUGUAAGAAUCCUAGUCUACCAACUUAGUAUACUCAUCAACUGGCAUUACCAUCAGUCAGAAUGGCAAUCAUAAUUUCAUAUCGAAGUCACCAAAUUCUCUGUUUGAUUUUGAUUACCUGCUAAAUAAUGACAGAACUGAUUGCGAUUCAGUGUUUAAUUACUCUAGCGAGCAAUCAAAUAAACAUUAAGCUCCAAUGGAGCUUAAUUGA
Molecule: messenger RNA, 1977 nt
Organism: Stylonychia lemnae
Lineage: Eukaryota; Ciliophora; Spirotrichea; Sporadotrichida; Oxytrichidae
Source: the annotation of a GenBank genome assembly